Molecule: messenger RNA, 333 nt
Organism: Nelumbo nucifera (sacred lotus)
Lineage: Eukaryota; Viridiplantae; Streptophyta; Magnoliopsida; Proteales; Nelumbonaceae
Source: RefSeq, a predicted model, not a curated record
AUGGCAACUGAGGGAAGAUCGACAUAUCCUAUCGAUCUAUGUUUUGAUCUUGAUCUCGUUCUGACGGUUCCGGAGGAUUCAGGAGAGGUCGCAACAUCAGAAUCUUUGGUAUCUGACAUGCCGACUGUCUAUACCGCCGACGUGUGUACGGUGUGCAUGGAAGAAUUGGAUGCAGCACCUGGUAAAUGUGGAAAACAAAUGCCCUGCGGCCACGUCUACCAUCCCACUUGCAUCUCCACCUGGCUCUCUCUUUAUGACUCCUGCCCUGUCUGCCGCUCCAGCGUCUCCGGCCAUGUCUCGGAGUCCGAAUCCCGGAAAACUUCUUCUCCGUAG